Molecule: messenger RNA, 3971 nt
Organism: Melanotaenia boesemani (Boeseman's rainbowfish)
Lineage: Eukaryota; Metazoa; Chordata; Actinopteri; Atheriniformes; Melanotaeniidae
Gene: tox3
Product: TOX high mobility group box family member 3
Exons: 7
Coding region: 730-2544 (604 amino acids)
Biological process (GO): regulation of transcription by RNA polymerase II
Cellular component (GO): nucleus
Molecular function (GO): chromatin DNA binding
Source: RefSeq, a predicted model, not a curated record
UGUUCACACAUUUGCCUUGUUCAUCACCAGGACAGGCAGAGCCGACGGCUGAACGAAGGAUAUCUAGUGUACUACAUCACGUUCACUAAUUGCACCAUCUGUGGAGUGUUGUUCUGCUUGUUUUACUAGUGCUGUGUUUAGCAGAUGAGCUCGCGCGGUCAGUUAGCUACUGUUCCUUUUACACCGCCUCACCAGCUAGUUUUCUAAGUUGGAGAAAUAAACUUCUUAAAAGACGCGGCGGAGGAUACGGACCCAUUUCUGACUUCGCGUCCCGUUUUGAUGCGAGGACUUUACUUCGCGUUUGUCGUUUCCCUCUUUAUUGUUAUUUUAUUUUAUUUUUUCCUGCGUCCGAAGGAGGAGGAACAGAAGGUGGACCCGCGCGCUCAGUCGCCGGUCUCGUGGCUUCUUUGUAUACAGCAGCAGCUGUGUGUAAAUGCAUGGGCACACAGCGUCUGCUUCUCUGUGAGGGACAGCUUCUUGGGCAGCGUCCAACCUUUAUGCAGGCUUCUUCAGAAAUGAAGCAGGUGUAGAAGAGGAAUAUCGAAACUUUACCUGUCCCCCCACCCCCUCCCCGCCACCGUACUAUCUUCCCCUAGCCAAGCUUGGGUGAGUUUCAGAGCGGCUUUUUCCUCCAUCCCUUUCUGAGCGCUUGGAUUGUAAACGGCAGAAACAACUUGUGCUCCGUACAUAGCAGGCUACGGCUACAGCUGCGCGGCUCCCCCACACACCAUGGAUGUAAGAUUUUAUCCGACUGCUGGUGGGAAUUCUAUCCCAGGAGAUCCAGCAAACCUGGAUUUCGCCCACUGCUUGGGCUACUACAACUUCAAUAAGUUCCAGAAUAACAACAACUACAUGAACAUGGCCGAGGCAAAUGGCGCCCUGCUUGCAGCUGGGGAUACUUUUCACACACCCAGCUUGGGGGAUGAGGAGUUUGAGAUUCCUCCCAUCACACCUCCACCUGAGACAGAGUCUGGUUUGGAACCAGAGGUGGGCUCUCCAUUCCCAGUGAUGCCAGAGCCCCCAGCUCAAAACAGGGGUCACAUAAUCCCUCAGUUCCCCCCACAGAGCCUGGAUCUUCCCUCGAUUACCAUCUCACGCAACAUGAUGGACCAGGAAGGGAUGCCUGGGAACAAUGGCCAGCCAGUGAAUGUUGGACCGGGUCAUCUACGUCAGUACCAAACCAACCCAUCCAUGGUGAUGAAAUCCAUCAUAAACAUGAACGGCCCGAAUGGCAUGAUGUCACGGAAUCAGCUGACCACCAUCAACCAGUCCCAGCUCAACACUCAGCUGAGCUUAAACAUGCCAGGACCCAACAUCACUCACACUUCCCCGUCACCACCCGCCAGCAAGUCCGCCACACCCUCUCCCUCCAGUUCCAUCAAUGAAGACGACCAGGAUGACGGCAACCGGGUUGUUGGGGAGAAGCGGCCAGCCCCAAUAGAUCCCACAAAGAAGCCCAAGACUCCUAAGAAGAAAAAGAAGAAGGAUCCCAAUGAGCCUCAGAAGCCCGUGUCAGCUUAUGCCCUGUUCUUCAGAGACACCCAGGCUGCUAUCAAGGGUCAGAAUCCCAACGCCACCUUUGGAGAAGUGUCCAAGAUUGUGGCCUCUAUGUGGGAUGGCCUGGGAGAGGAACAAAAGCAGGUUUAUAAAAGCAAAACAGAAGCUGCCAAGAAAGAAUAUUUGAAAGCUCUCGCUGCAUACCGUGCUAGUCUGGUUUCCAAGGCUGCAGCAGAAUCGGCUGAGGCCCAGACUAUCCGAACAGUGCAGCAGACCCUGGCCUCCACUAGCCUGAACCCUGGCCUGGUGCUGCCCUCACCCCUUAGCCAGCACCCUUCCAUGCCAUCAGCUUCCCAGGCACUGCAACAAGCCCUGCCACGGGCCAUUGCUCCAAAACCUUUGCAGAUGAGACUAGGGGGCAGCCAGAUCGUGACCUCUGUUACAGUUUCCCACCAAAACAUGUCCUCCGGGAUGCCACAGCAGCUGCUGGGCCAGAUGGGUACUGGGGGGUCCAUGGUGGUGGGUGCACAGUCCACAGCAGUGUCUCAAAUGAGUCCACCCAUGCAACCGGUGCAACAGCAUGCCAUGCAGCAGCUCCAGCAGCAGCAACAGCAACAGCAGCAGCAGCAGCAGCAGCAGCAGCAAAUGCAACAGCACCUUCAGCACCAUCAGAUGCAGCAGCAGCAGAUGCAUCACCAGCAGAUCCAGCAGCAGAUGCAGCAUCAGCAUUUUCAGCACCACCUCCAGCAGCAGCUGCAGCAACACCACAUGCAGCAGCAGCAACAGCAGCAGCAGCACAUGCAGCUGCAGCACAUGCAGAUGCAGCAUCAGCUACAUCAGCAGCAGAUUCAACAUCUCCAGCAGCAACAACAACAGCAGCAGCAGCACCAGGCCCAGUGUUCCCCACCCCAACACUCUCCUGGCACGCCACAUUCAGUGGGAGGCUCUGCAUCUCUUGGCAGUCCCCAGCCAGCCCCACAGCAGCAACCACACCCCUCCCAAAUCCAGGCCCAUGCCCAGGUUCUGUCCCAGGUCAGCAUUUACUGAGCCAAAUGGAAAUCCUAUGUCAAAGAACAGGAAUAGAAAAAAAAGCAUCAUUCCAUGUUGCUUUUCUAAGUUGCACUUAAGAAGUGUGUAAGAUUUAGAAUGUUAUACAAAGAACUUGUCCAUUAUUGUAGACAGAUAUGCACAUACAUGUACAGGGGUAAACAUGUUAGCUGGGUUUUUGUCUAUAAAAUAGGCUGAGCUGUGUCAGAAGCCUGUUAGGGUGACCACCCAGUGAUUGUUUAUUUGUUUGUGAGGUCUUUCAGUUGUUGAUUUUUAACUGACUGGGCACACAAUAUGCUGAAAGACAUGUAUCUUUCACCAUUUUAUUUAACAAUAAAGCUUUAUUUAUGAGGCCAGAGUGGUCAGUUCAGCGCAGUGUAAGGACAUUUGGAAUGCGCUCCAACAAAAGCGUUUUUAUCGCCCCUUGCCUGGAUUGAAUGACUCGCAGGAUCCUCGCUGGAAACCAAUACCCCACACAUCAGUCUCUGUUUCCACACUGGCCAGUAUAUACCAGACUUUCUUUACUUCAUCAUUCUCGCAGAUGUAACUGCUCAAAUCAUCACACGGUGGAGGCUCUGCGAUAUUUGAAGACACAGUUAAACCAUGUCACAAUGGCAGACUGUCUCUGAAACGAGGAGACGGGGAAAUAAAACAGUCUUGGGGCGCAGCUUUGGGGAUGAAUGACUGAACAGACUGAGACAGAAAUCACCAUAUAUCAUUCAUGUUGUCACAUCAUCAAACUGUAGCUGUAAUCUGCUGUACAUGUUUUCAAGAGAGGGGAGCGACGAGAUCUCCUUUUUCCAGUAAAUCGACCCUCCAGAUAAUUUGCCCAAGUGUGUAACUGGCAACUGACCCCCCCCCCCCCCUAAAAAAACAAACCUCCUCCUCUAAUCUGUGCUUUUAUGUCAGAUGUUUAACAAUUAAAUUAUGUUUUUAUUUUGUGUAACAAAGGGGAUAUUUUAUGGUAAAUACAAAUUUCUGGAUCAGGGCAGAUGGUUUGGGGAUUGAUGUAUUUUUACUCUGCUCCUUGAUACUGUCACUGUUUUAAGAAAAAAAAAAAAAAAGAAGGGAAACUAGCAGAGCCAGUUUGUUGCACUGCCAAAGCCAACUAAAAAGGCAUCGGAGGUAUUUUUGCCAGUUGUACAGAAGUCCCAGAGGAAAAGAAAAAGAAAAAAAACAAGAAAAAAAAGAGGAAAUGUACAUUUUUCAUAUCACCUGUUGUAAAGUUUUAAUAUGUGAGGCUUUAAUUAAAACAUUGUUAAACGACCUGUGGAUUGAUAUAUCACAUAGUGCAUUUCUGCUCUUUUCUACUUUUUUAUGAGUUAUAAUAGCAGCAAUUAAUUUUCUUUGUAUCUUGCUUACAAACCAACUGCAUUUGAAACUGUCAGUAGAUUAAACGCAUACCCGUAUGGAGUCCUUGAAAAGUU